Messenger RNA from Guillardia theta CCMP2712, 450 nucleotides. RefSeq lists its product as hypothetical. NCBI's taxonomy places the organism in Eukaryota, Cryptophyceae, Pyrenomonadales, Geminigeraceae. The record is from RefSeq and is a predicted model, not a curated record. The transcript is spliced from 2 exons. Bases 1 to 450 code for a protein of 149 amino acids.
AUGGACAGAGCGACGCCAGUAGCCAUGGCUGACGUUCCUGUCAUGGUAAGCUCGCAGGACCUGAAAGCACAGAAAAGAAAGGAGCGAAAUGCUGUUGCCUGGGAAGGGCAGGGUUGGCGGCAAUGUUUCUUCCUGAUCCCGACUACAUACCAGCAGAUCAAGAUUACGAUGGCUAACGUGAGGAUAGAGGCAUUCUCCCCGAACUUCUGCGGUCUCUGUCUAGAAACAACGACUAUCAACAUCGACACAUCCAGCAUUUCGCAUAUUGACGUCAAGAAGAAGAUGCAGUGCUGUGAUCCAUUCAAUAGACCUUCCGGCGUAAUCUAUGUGACCGAGAAUGGAAAACCUCAUGCGACUGCCCUUGUCCUCAACCUCGAAGAUUGUGACAAGGUCGAACAGAUUCUUCGGGACUUGAUGGAAGACGAGCAAGACAGAAGGAUCUUGCGUUGA